AUGUGUGGGGACCGUCUGGCACCUCGAAGUGCCCUUCAGGAAAGAAAUGUAAUAAACUUUGGCCAGCAGGUGGAAAGGUGUAUCUUCUGCCAGAAGAAUUUUGGCGAAUCUUAUAUUUCUGGCAGACACUGCCAUGAAAAGACCAAACAUACCGAAAGGAUGACCUACAAGAGAUACUCUGCUUUCUUCUUGCCGACCAGCUAUGCCGACUUUCUAGUUUUGUUACAUAAAAUCGGGAGGAUGAACACAGAGCUCAGCCAGGCACAUUUUCAAUGCAUUUUUCUGCUCAAUAUAAUUUUCAUGUUUUCUGUAAGACCUCAUAGCAUCAGACUGACAGACUUUAUGAAAUUAAUUGAAGGGAAUGUUCAAAUGGCUUCUUAUAUCCAGGAGGUGACCAAGAACACUGCAAGGGAUGUCCUUCAACUCAUCACCCAGACCUCCGAAAACCUGAAGAUGAUGGAAGUUUCAGAACAUUUUGACCCCAUCCAAGAACUUGGGACGGGUUCAUAUGGAAAGGUCCUCCUUGCCAAACAUCGGGAUUCAGGUCAGUUAGUGGCCGUGAAGCUGCUUAACAAGGAGAAGGUUCCAAUGGACAACUUCAUGGUUGAAUAUGGGUUGUCUGUCAACCUCAGUGGUCAUCCCAAUAUCAUUAUGACCCAUGAAGUUGUCUUUCAUACAAGCAAAGACUAUGUGUUUGUCCAGGAGGCGGCAAUGGCUGGAACUCUUUUUUCCCUAAUAAAGCCAAAUGUUGGAUUAAAUGAAGAUACAGUGAAGCGCUGCAUUCCUCAGAUAGCGAGUGCAUUGGAAUACAUGCACAGCAAAGGGGUGGUCCACCGUGACAUCAAGCUGGACAAUAUUCUGCUAAUGGACUUUGAAUGUAAUACAAUCAAAGUGGCAGAUUUUGGACUGGCAAGGCUCCAGGGAACCGAAGCACCAUCCAUGUCCUGGUUCAUACCGUACACAGCUCCGGAACUGUGUAGCCGAAAACAAGGAGAUCAGUUGCUUCUACACCCGAGCAUUGAUAUCUGGUCCUUUGGUGUCCUGAUUUACGCAGCUUUGUCUGGAUCAUUCCCUUGGAAAGAAGCAGAGGGUUGUGACCCAAUUUACAGGGGCUUUGCUUGGUGGCAAGCCAGAAAGGAUCUGACCUUAGCACCAGAAAAGUGGAAGAAGUUCUCUCUUGAAGCCAGGCAAAUGUUCUGGGACCUUUUGGCCCUCAAUGCUUCCGAGAGGUGCUCAGCCAUGGACAUUCUAAAAUAUCUUCAUGUGCCAUGGAAAGCAGAAAUACUUUCAGAAAACCAAACAAGGAAAACUGUAAUUCAAAUGGCCUACAGAGGAAAUGAUGCUCAUUCUGGAGCUACCACUAGUGCCUCCUCAUGUCUUCUACCUGAUGAGAAAACUUCACUUGCUAUAGGAGCUGAGGUGGAAAUUGCAUAG
Messenger RNA from Rana temporaria (common frog), 1434 nucleotides. Its product is annotated as serine/threonine-protein kinase SBK1-like. Gene Ontology annotation, molecular function: ATP binding; protein serine/threonine kinase activity. Gene Ontology annotation, biological process: peptidyl-threonine phosphorylation; peptidyl-serine phosphorylation. Bases 1 to 1434 code for a protein of 477 amino acids. The record is from RefSeq and is a predicted model, not a curated record. The transcript is spliced from 5 exons. NCBI's taxonomy places the organism in Eukaryota, Metazoa, Chordata, Amphibia, Anura, Ranidae.